AUGCUUGUUGCUAUGGAAAAAUAUAGACAAAAACAUAUGGAAUCGUUACAUGAAGGCUACAAUCGGAGAAUGUCAACUUUUCGAGAAAAUUAUCACACUCAAGUUGAAACUAUUCGUAACUCUUAUUUGGAGUCUUCCGAGCGUUUUCGAGAUUAUAGACAAGCCCAAAAGGAAAAUGUUCAACAACACUUGGAUGGGUAUUAUCAACAGAUAUCUCGUCUUCGUGAAUUUGGCCAUAAAAGAGUUGAACAUUUAUGGGAAAGUUAUGAAAAGAGUGUAAAUGCAGUAAGAACCUUUACUUUAGAACAACGUUUAAAAAUAUUAAAUCAAUACAAAGUAAAACAACGUUAUGUAAAUAAAUUGUUGGAGGCUAUUGGAACUGAAACUAAUGUUGACAUUAUUAGUAGAAAGGAAGCAGCAAUUAGAGAAGUAUUGGGUGAAGACCAACCUCCCCCAACAUUUUGGUCUUCUUCCCACCAUCCAUCAAAUAAUUCAAAUCUUCGCCGUUCAGCUUCUUUUCAUUCUCUUCCGGAAUUUCCUUUAGUAGAUGAAAUUUUAGAAGAAGAAGAAGAGCAACAAAUUAUUUAUGUAAAUUUAACAGAAUUUAAUAAAAAUAAAGAAGAAUUAACAGAAAAAGAAGAAAAAGAAUAUCUUUUAGCUUUACAACAACCUUCAACAUCAACAGCAUCUUCUAUAUUACCUUUAUUUAAUAAUAAUAAAAUUCAGGCUUGA
Meloidogyne enterolobii is the source of this 732-nucleotide messenger RNA. NCBI's taxonomy places the organism in Eukaryota, Metazoa, Nematoda, Chromadorea, Rhabditida, Meloidogynidae. The record is from the annotation of a GenBank genome assembly.